AUUAUUAAUUUGUGAUAUUGAGUAGCAUCUCGAUCUCGUCGUCUGUCGUUGCUGCGUAUCUUUACGACAUUAGGGGAAGGUGCAUGAGGGGGAGCUCGAUCGGUGCCGGUCGCUACGCGCUAAACCGCAGCAUUGUUGUGAUCAUCAAAUCUCAAGAGCAGGGCCCGCGCGGCAGGACUGGCGAUGGUCGUCCGGUGCGUGCUACUCCUCAUUGCAAGUGUGAUCUGUAUCCUGGCAAUCGAGGAUGUGGCUGGAAUAUGCUCGGUGACCAGCGAAAGAAAUGGCACGUCCGUGAUGACCACUGUUCUAAACGCCGGUAUUAAUACUACGAUCAGUUGCACUAACAGCAGCCCAGACGGUGUAGGGGUCUGGUACUUUGGAAGCAAGAAAAUUAUCACUGCAGAUAAUUGUGACUGCGGAAGCUGCUACUCCAGCUCCGUGACAGGCCAGCUGACAAUCUGCAGUCCGUCUGUUGAAUAUGCCGGAGUGUACCGGUUUGGCACGAGCAGGAACAUCACCUUGUACUUUCCACCCGCCAUUCAAACUAACCCGUCGACGGACGAGACCAACAAGGGUUCUUCUGCAUCACUCUCGUGCACUGUGACUGGAUUCCCGGCACCGAACGUUGUUUGGAUGCAGGCUGGCAGGCUGGUCAACGAUAGCAGGAGAUCAACCAACAACGAACUGACGGAACGGGCAACAAAAAGCACGCUAUCAAUCGAGGAUGCUCGAUACUCAGAUCGCUCCGAUGGCAUGUUCACGUGCGUCGGUCAGAAUUACGGAGAGGCGAACAGCAGCUCAGGCCCACUAGGCGAAGUGGAGAGCACCGGGGCACUGGUCCGGGUACGAGAUCCACUGGGUGCACUGUGGCCAUCAUUGGGAAUACUAGGUGUGAUACUGGUGAUGACUGUUGUUGUGCGGUAUUCCAACGCAGUGGCGAAGAAGAAAGAGGAGGAAAGAAUCAAGAUCUUGUAUGAAAAGGAUCUACCCAACAGCGCGUCAACCGGGACUGAUGGUGCAGUCACCAUUGGCAGUAGCGGUGGCAUGUACAGAAGGACUUCUCAACAGUUUGGAGGAGAUGUGCCCCUGUUAACACGCACAGACAGUGCAAGUCCGCCACAUGGCUACAGUGUUUAGGUGCUCCAAUGGCUGGCCACAGUGUUCAGGUGUUCCAAUGGCCCAUCUGCCAGGCUCUUUCCCAGUUGAAUAUCUCCGCCAGUCACAGCCGAUGGGAUGAAUACCAGUCAAGGUUGAUUGAAAAGUACUAGACAAUAGUCUCUUGCUAUUUUUUAGGUCUGGAAAUUGCCCUUUCUAAUUCUAAUUACACCAUUGCAGCUUCUUGCAUCAAGAUCAAUACCAGCCUUUGAUCGCAUACCCUGUAUUUUCCGCUUGCCAUCACCUCCUCCCAUCCGUCCUUCGUGCUACCCACAAACCAUUUCAAAGUAUGCUUAGCCAUGGAUCCCCCCUCCUCCCAUCUGUCCUUCGUGCCACCCACAAACCAUUUCAAAGUAUGCUUAGCCAUGGAUCCCCCCUCCUCCCAUUUGUCCUUCGUGCCACCCACAAACCAUUUCAAAGUAUGCUUAGCCAUGGAUCCCCUGGUUCGAACCACAGUAUCGUGAACGAUAUCCAAGCACAACUAUUUCUAUUAUUAUCCUGAAUGAGAUGUGCCUGGCUGCACUCCGAAGCAUAUACUAAUGACAUUGUUAUAAUACUGAAUACUAAAGCCGAUUUCCUUCCUUUGUUUCUGUAACGAAUCAUGUGCGAGAGCAAGAAUUGGAUAUAAUUUUUUUACGAAUACUCUGUGCAAAAUAUUAUGGUGGAUAGGACAAUAUUCCAUUUCAAUGUACUUCGCAUAGGGCUACCAAUCAAGAGUGAUCGAAUGACUA
Sycon ciliatum is the source of this 1886-nucleotide messenger RNA. RefSeq lists its product as uncharacterized. NCBI's taxonomy places the organism in Eukaryota, Metazoa, Porifera, Calcarea, Leucosolenida, Sycettidae. The record is from RefSeq and is a predicted model, not a curated record. The transcript is spliced from 8 exons. The coding region runs from base 184 to 1137 and encodes 317 amino acids.